GGUCCCCCAUGGGAAUCGAACCCACAACCCUGGCGUUGCAAACACCAUGCUCUACCAACUGAGCCACACGGGACACAGGAGGCUAGUUAUCAUGAGUUAUAACACACAGCAAACUGCGUAUAGGUUGCUACAGCAUAUGUUGUCAUUCUGAUUGCUCUCAACAUUUCUCCUCCAAGAUAUGGAUUUAAAUAUAAGUUGGAAUGUGUAAACCGAAGGGCUACCUUUUCCCUUGCACAUGUGAUAACGACUUUAUUCAUGCGCAUAACUUGGUCAAGGGGAACAAAAAACAUGCACUGAUUCUACCAAUCCCUCUCAGUGCCUUCUUGGUGUUCAUCACUGUAAAGCGAACAGAGCAAUAACGAAUAUUGACUAGGACUCCACAUUGGAUAGAAGUUCUGCAACAAGGACUAUAGCGUCAUUCAGUGGUGGUACGCUGCACAUCGCACAAUAUAGGACAUCCACCCAUAGCUUCGAGGUUGUGUGUGUGUGUGUGUGUUUGCAGAUGGGCCCCGUGUAUCACGCACUGGCAGAUUUUGUCGUGACUUGGAAACGGCAGGUUAAGACGCUCACGAUGCGUCUCCCAAUGCGCCUUCGUGGACGUUGGAACAUUUGGAGACUUCGAGGCAGGAAUUUCCCCCAGAUCCCAUAUAGUGAUUAGGCCUACAGGGUUUUUUUUUCUACAUGCUCUCUCGCCCUCUCGUUCUAGUGACAUUCUGAGAUAUAAUGCCCAGUGGCUAUCAUUGAGGAACAACCAUAAUCAGCAUUUCACACCACAUGUCCACUUUAAAUGCUAUUCCCGACAAAGAUGAGCUUUUAAGGUUGAAAAGUGUCGAUAUGUUUUAUGAAAGUGACAGAGAGACAUGUUUUGAGUCGUCUGGGGUUAGGUUGUCAGUGUCCAAUUCACAACCCGCAGUAGGCAUAAUAAGGCAAAUGAAGGGGGAUCUCUGCGCUACAUUUAACAGCUUGUUCUUUCAUAGACCUAGACCAGUGCUCUAAUUUAAUUUCGUAUAAUGAACAUUGCAACUGUUUAGAUCUCCUCUCGGGCACAUGUCGGAAAACUGAGGGCUAAAAGAAGUGUCUCGUUUUUGUAGGUGAAAGGAUCUGUCUGCCAAAUGGCAACUGUUGUUUUGCUCCCGUGGGCGCACAUAUAACAGCUGGACUGGUCGUAGCGUUAAAUAAUAUUUAUCAUCCACUCCAGACCAGAACUCCCACGCAUUUUACUUUGUUCUUUCAAUGGGUUGUCUGUCUGAAUCCGUCUUUUGAAUUGACUUGGUUACAUCAAUUUCGAGAUCAUCAUAAGCACUUCCUUAUUUGUUCCGGGUUUGACGCAGUGCCAUAGGUGCUCUCUCUUCCCUGGACAUGUUGACAGAUUUAUUGAGGCGAAAGUUCCUGGAUGUGUACGUCAUCCUUUAGUUUCUCGGGGGCGGAGGACAACUAUUCUAUUUGUUUAUGAGGGGUGUUAUUUUCUUCUGCAGCAAUGGCGAAAUCCCAGCGCGUAAGAGUAAGACUCCGGGAAAGGGGGUAACGUGUGAAAUACCGGGUCGACAUGCCUGGCUCUAGCAGUGCCUUCAUCCCUACGAUAAACGCCAUAACGACCAGCCAGGACCUGCAGUGGAUGGUGCAGCCCACAGUGAUCACCUCCAUGUCCAACCCUUACUCACGCUCCCACCCCUAUGGCCACCACCUCUCCAACGGCCCCGGGCUCCUGGGACACACCACCCUGGCCCGUCCGGGUGUCAUCCGCUCCAUCGGGGACACCCGCGGACGCCGCAGGAGAGAUGAGCAGCUUACCCCUGAAGAAGAGGAGAAGAGGAGGGUGAGACGCGAGAGGAACAAGUUGGCUGCCGCCAAGUGCCGCAACCGCAGACGAGAACUCACUGAGACGCUCCAAGGAGAGACUGAGGAGCUGGAGGACGAGAAGGCUGAUCUACAGAAAGAGAUCGAGACGCUGCAGAAGGAGAAGGACAAGUUGGAGUUUAUGCUGGUGGCCCACAACCCCGUGUGCAAACUGCCCCCUGACGAUCGCCACCAGGGGGGCCACCACCACCAGCAGCAGUGUGCUCCUCUUCCGCUGACCAUGCGCAACAAUCUGGGUCCCCGAGGCCUCAUCAACCCUGUUGUGGUGAAGCAAGAACCACAAGAGGACGAUGAGGACGGCAAGUCCCAGCGCUCCGUCAUCAAGCCCAUCUGUCUUGGUGGAGGUGGUGGGAUUUACUGCGAUAGCGACAGCCUCAACACCCCGGUGGUGGCCGCCUCCACCCCGGCCUCCACACCCAGCGCCCCCAGCCUCAUAUUCACCUACCCCAGCAUGCUGGAGUCCGAGAGCCCCUCGCCGUCCUCAGAGUCCUGCUCCAAAGCCCACCGGCGCAGCAGCAGCAGCGGGGAUCAGUCUUCAGACUCCCUCAACUCACCUACCCUCCUGGCCCUCUGAGCAGGGGCAGUAAGGUGAUGUUGUGCGGAGGGUGAGCAGCGCCUCCUACCGACUUGGAAGACAAAGAGCACACUCAAGCCUGGACCAAGCCAACCGGUAACUGUUUCCUUGACACCAGGAACCCUCAAGGGCUAAGCCGCUUGUUUUUCUUGUACGCUUCAGUGUGAUUUUUUUAUACCCAAAGUGUGUGCACCUGUACCAGCCAGUGUCAUCCCUUCUCCAUUUUAACUUCAGCACAAUUUGUUUUUUGAACAAUGAACAUAUGACAUGGAGGUUAGAAAUGACAGCAGAGGCAGUCAAAAGAGGAGAAAACUGGUGAAAGCAAGACAUAUUUUUUGAUCAACAUUAAGUAAAGCCAUCGGGCAAAAGUUGCACUCUGCUAUGAUCAAUCUACCAAUUAAUGACUAAAUGAGAGACAAUGGGAGGGAUAUAGAAACAAUGGAGAGAUUUUAAAAACAGACUCAUCUUUUUCUUUUUUUAUCCUCCUCUCCCAGAAACCAGGACCUGUUUGGGAGACUACAGAGAGUGUGUGGAUGCGCUGAUACGCUAAUAAACAUAUGACUUUAUUUUCAUCUCUACUUGUAUUUAUGACCUGUGCUGUGUGACCUUGCGUUCUGGUGUUGUUGUCUCCUGAUGGUUCACUGGGUGAGCCUCAAAGCCUCAGUGUCUCAAACGAAAAUAGCCAAUUUUUAUUCAUUUGCCUAGAUCCUCAACACUCUACUCCGAAUAUUGGUCAAAGUAUCGAUGGCCAUCGUAUUGUGUGCUUUUCUCAGUAAUGUACCUGAACUUUAUUAUGUGUUUAAUACAUGUUUGUGUGAUUUACAUUGAUGUCAGGGAUUUCUCUUCUGUGUGGUUGUUCAUAACUAUUUUAAGGAGCAGCAUGGGAAGCAUCGGGGCUCAAAUGCUUGAGUGAUAUAUGAGGAGAAAUUCAAACCGGGGACCCUUCUACUUCUGAAAUUAUGUCAUUCACCAAGACAGUUCGACCAAUGAGGGUAUUAUGACCAACUCCUUAUACCCCCAAUACUAAUGGAAGUGAAGGUUCAAGCAGACAUUCUAGAGCUUCAUUGAAAGUCAUUUAUGGGGUGGGGGUUGAUAGAAUUGCAAUAUUUAAGACCUGUUGUUUACUUCAAACAUUCCUUACAGGGUCAGUGAGUGUCAUGGCCUUGCUGUGAUCACGGGACAGAAGACUUACUGAACAAUUUUUGUUGUGCUGGGUGCAGCAAAUAAGACUGUGCAAAAAUCAUUGCUGCUGCUGUUGUUGUGGACUGACUAGUCUUGAAGGAGAACACAUCACUUAUUUAUCUUUGUGUGGAUGGUCUUGAGGUAAACUUCACUGGAUAGUUAUGGUAUCACAUGAUAGCAUUUGAACAACAACACCCAUCAUGCAUUGUGUCAAAUUGCAGACCGAACAAAGAUACCAAAAACCAUUGUGGGAGAGAGUGUGUUCUUAGUCUGUUUGAGUCUUUUGAACCCCUUAGAAACACGUAGGAAAGCCAUUGACUUUAGAUCUUCUACUGUACGUGUCAUCUACUGUACGUCUUCUGUUUCUGACAUCUAUUUCUUCUUUUCUCAAAUGCUUUAACUGUUUAAAAUGAUUGAAAACAAACAAAAACAGCAAUAUGUAUAGCAGUGUUUGUUCAUUUCGUAAUUUAAAUCAAUAAUUAUAAUAAAAAAGCAUUUUCAACAAAGAA
Molecule: messenger RNA, 4122 nt
Organism: Salmo salar (Atlantic salmon)
Lineage: Eukaryota; Metazoa; Chordata; Actinopteri; Salmoniformes; Salmonidae
Gene: fosl2
Product: FOS like 2, AP-1 transcription factor subunit
Biological process (GO): regulation of transcription by RNA polymerase II
Cellular component (GO): nucleus
Molecular function (GO): RNA polymerase II cis-regulatory region sequence-specific DNA binding; DNA-binding transcription factor activity, RNA polymerase II-specific
Source: RefSeq, a predicted model, not a curated record